UUCAACUCGAGACGAAAGGCGAGUUGUGUUGCAUACUUCAAUACCUUAAGCUAGGGAGUGGUAGAUUUUAAAACUGGCAAGAAAUCAGAUUCAAUGUUUCAGUCACAAUGUCUGCAGCAUACAGCAUCAUAGACAAAGAAGACGGCGUCGUUAUAGAGAAGCACCGUUUGUCAUGUGAACAAACAACUGCCUGUCUCAUAGUGACUCUUUCAAUUUGUGUGAAUCUGACAUUAGGAGUCACUAUAUUGUUGAGCAUUAACCUGGGAUAUGGUACAGAACUAGCAUCCAGGACAUCACCAUCUCGACAAAUGAUUGACAGGUACUCUGUAUGCACAGAGUGUCAUUACUUUGGACACGCAGAGAAACAUACACGACACGGAAGACUUGUCAAGAGAGUGGAGACUAACGAUGGACAGAUUUGCUGCCUUCACCAAGCUGAGAGCCUAUGGAGGCUUCUGAACCUGAUACAUAUGGAGUCCUUGAUGCAGCAACCGACGUCCCCCGGGCAAGUGUCGUUCCCGCCGCCGUCGGCGCACCUGUAUCUUGACACACUACAAGAAUCUGACUACAAAUGGAGCGAAGAGUUCGGAUAUGGGGCUGCCCACGUGACAGGGGGAAUCAAGAUGGCGUCGGGACGAUUACAAAUAUCACAUCCUGGUUACUAUAACAUCUACUCCUUCAUCACGCUGAAGACGAGAUCGGAACUAACCAGGAACCUGAGAGUGAAACAUUCAGUUAGAAGAAUCAGCAAGCAUCCAGAACCACAUACUGAUAUUGUGUUACAAAGAAGUGCUUCCAUGUCCAGAAUUAGUGAAACAUUCAUCAACAGUUAUCUAGAUGGUGUGAUUAAACUCAAUGCAAAAGACGAAAUAUAUGUUGACGUUUCAAAUGUAAGUUCUAUUUAUAAGUAUGCACCUUCUAAUGUAUUUGGUCUACAUCUUGUAAGAUAUAUAUGAUAUAGUCAUAGGGAUUAGUUUCAUAUAUAUAUAUAUAUAUAUAUAUCCAAAUCUCUAUAUGCGAGCUUUAAUUUCACAACAUGAUUGAAAUCUUGAUCACCAAAAUGUAAUUGUAAAUCAAUGUAUGCCGUUUGUCAAAUUCGCUGUGUGUGCCAUACCAUAUGUUACAAUGUCCUGUCACGCCCACCCACUCCCGAAUAUCGGUAAUAACACGUCCCUGCGUAUUGUGUAGGCAGAAAUUACGUUUCAAGGUUUAACACUUGUAAUGAAAUGAUAUAAUUUUCUGGGGACAGCUGCACAAAAAGUAUAUAAUAAAAAGGAUAUUCCAUGUGUCGAGUAAAAUAUCAUGUUUCUCUCAUCGACUGACGAGGGAGAUCAUUACUUUUAUUACAGGGGGCACGGUGGCCCAGUCGUCUAAGGAGCCGCGAUUCGCUGUGCAGAGUUGCGUCCCCUGGACACGCCAGAAACCUAUGGUUGUGGGUUCGAAUCCUGGUUCACCACGAUUAUGUUUCUAGGUUUGU
This is a messenger RNA of Haliotis rufescens (red abalone), 1477 nucleotides long. RefSeq lists its product as uncharacterized. The transcript has 3 exons. The record is from RefSeq and is a predicted model, not a curated record. Bases 108 to 956 code for a protein of 282 amino acids. Gene Ontology annotation, biological process: immune response. Gene Ontology annotation, cellular component: membrane. Lineage: Eukaryota; Metazoa; Mollusca; Gastropoda; Lepetellida; Haliotidae. Gene Ontology annotation, molecular function: tumor necrosis factor receptor binding.